Messenger RNA from Hippocampus comes (tiger tail seahorse), 2221 nucleotides. RefSeq names its product sphingomyelin phosphodiesterase 1 (gene smpd1). Bases 414 to 1883 code for a protein of 489 amino acids. Gene Ontology annotation, biological process: ceramide biosynthetic process; sphingomyelin catabolic process. The transcript has 8 exons. Gene Ontology annotation, cellular component: lysosome. NCBI's taxonomy places the organism in Eukaryota, Metazoa, Chordata, Actinopteri, Syngnathiformes, Syngnathidae. Gene Ontology annotation, molecular function: acid sphingomyelin phosphodiesterase activity. The record is from RefSeq and is a predicted model, not a curated record.
AUUAAAGAAUUGAUAUCAUUUGUCAUACGCGCAGUGGUUUCAAAGCAAUGUCACUCACGUGUGAGUCACAUGACCAAUCAGCUGACUGACUUCCUUUAAGAGGAGUCUGUCGGCGGACGCUCGGCUGAGCCGCAGCCACCAGCGGAUGACGGCAAGAAUUUCACAACUUUUUUUUUUUUUUGUUGCUGCUGUUUUUCUUGUUGCAAGCCUCGCAAGGGUUCAGACGACGACGAAGCUCCCGUAUGUCCGCACUAUCUUCAGUUACCUGCUAAAAGUUUGCUAGCUCGUCAUUUCUCCACUUGGCUCUUUUUCACCACUACAAUCAUGAAGAUGUUUCCUCUUCACCCCUAAGCGACUCUCUGUGUUUUUGUUUGGUCAACGCCGGGACGUUGGAAGGCUUGCACGAGAACAAUAUGACACAGUUGCUUUUGCCGCAGUUCCGCUUCGGACUGCUGACCUGCGCGCUGUUUUUCGUGUUUCCUUUGACUGCCUCGUGUCACCCGACUCUGAUCUCGGGUCAGCCGCAGCUUGUCGUCGAGCGUCUCCGCUUGCCAAUGUUGAAAUUUAACUGGACCAACAUCUCGUGCCGCGUGUGUCAAGUCCUCUUCACCCUCCUGGAUGUGGCGCUCUUGAGUGACAUAAACGAAGAGCGAGUGGCCUACGCCGUGGGCGAGGCCUGCAUCCGCCUCCACCUGGCCGACGAGCAGGUGUGUCGUAACAUCACUGAGCUUUUUCGGGAAGACUUCAUCCGGGCCUUACAGGAGUCCCUGCUGUGGCCGUCGGAGGCGUGCGGCCUGCUACUGGGCCCCCCUUGCGGCAAAUUUGACAUCUACGAGUCGUGGAACAUAACCUUGCCCAAGGACCCCAAACCUCCCGUUACACCGCCCGUGCCGCCUAAACCCGGCUCGCCACAGAGCAGGGUUCUGUUUCUCACAGACAUCCACUGGGACAAAGAGUACGCUACCGGCAGCGCCGCGGACUGCAAGGAGCCCCUGUGCUGCCGUAAUGACUCCGAUUUCCCCCAAUGGCGGGGCACGUGGCUCUAUGACACCAUGGCGGACGAAUGGUCAAAAUGGCUGCCGGAGCCGGCUUUGAAGUCUCUGAGAUACGGGGGAUUUUACACAACUGAGAUCCAUCCAGGCCUCAGGCUGGUGUCCCUCAACAUGAACUUUUGCGCUCGUGAGAACUUUUGGCUCAUGGUGAACUCCACAGACCCGGCCAGCCAGCUGCAGUGGUUGGUCCACGUUCUCCAGGCCAGUGAAGACAAGGGGGAGAAGGUUCAUAUCAUUGGCCAUAUUCCACCUAGUAUGUGUUUGGGGAGCUGGAGCUGGAACUACUAUCAUAUUGUCAACAGGUAUGAAAGUACCAUUACAGGUCAGUUUUUUGGACACACACACUUUGAUGAAUUCCAGAUGUUUUACGACGGGGAGACUGUAACUCGGCCACUAGGGGUUGCGUUUAUUUCUCCCAGUGUGACCACCUAUAUUAAUUUAAACCCAGGUUACCGUGUUUACUACGUAGACGGGAACUACCACGGCAGCUCUCGGCUGGUUCUGGACCACGAGACCUAUAUUCUCAACUUGACCGAGGCGAACCGCAAACAUCAAGAGCACCCCAAGUGGACUCUGCUUUACCGUGCCACAGAGGCCUACGGGCUGUCCAGCAUUUUCCCCUCCGACUUGGACGGCCUCAUACGGGGCUUCAUCGGGGACGACCGCCUCUUCCAGAAGUUCUGGUACUUUCGACACAAGGGGCACGUUUCCGAGCCGUGCGAGGAGACAUGCAAAACUGCCGCCUUGUGCUUUUUGCAAAGCGGCAGAUAUGACUUGCUGCAACAGUGCAACUACAUCGAUGGUGUCAAAGUGAGAAAAAUUCCAUGUUAGGUGAGGAACUUGGUGGAAUUUGAAGUAGGUGUCAAAGUGCAAUGUUUCCAGAUAAGAAUGUCUUCUGAUGACUUGAAAUGCAAUAAUGUUUGGUUACAAUCAAUCCCAAAAGUUGUCUGUCUGCACUUUAACGUUAGAGGAUGAGUAGCGAAUCCAAAUAUGCUCACACAAUUCAAAAGUACACAGUACAGUAUUUGACAUACACAAGAUCCAUCUGCACCAAGACAUACAGUACAUAGCUUGUUAAUUGACUUUUUGGAUAUUUUUGUGGGUAAUUGUGGAUAAAAUGUGUCCUUGAUUGUCAAUUAAAAAGAUUUUGGAACUUUUUUCUUUUUUUU